AAAUCUGACUUUUCGAAUAACUUAGCCGUAAAUCUUCAAUUUUCAUUGCAGGGCUUCACAAUUAAAAUCUCCUGAGAAAUUUCCGUACCGAGAAAUUGCCGAGAACGAGAUUUGAUACAAUGAUCCCAAACGCAGAUCUUCCCUCCAUUUCUGCAAAAAAAAUGCAGAUAACGCAGAAUUCAAACUUAAAACUCUAAAAAAGCCCGCCACCCGACCCCUACACCACCGCCAGCCCCUUCUCCCUCUCCCUCCGCAUCUAACCGAUGGAAGCGUCAGACCCCUCACAUCAGACGCAGCGCAUCGUCUUCCUCAUCGAUCUCCAUCCUCUCCUCCACCUCCAAAACCCUAACCCUUACAUCUCCUCCAUUCUCUCCUCCUCCAAAACCCUCCUCUCCUUCUCUCCUCUCUCCUCCUCUCUCUUCGCUUUCAAGCUAUUCUUCUCUUCUCUCUCUCCUCUCCUCUCCACAUCCAAAAUCCACCGCCUUCUCGGCAAAUCUGCCACUUUCAUCUCCUUCGAUUCCCCAUCCCAAACCCUAAUCUCUCUUUCCCAGACACUGAUCUCCCUCUCCUGUCACUUCCCUUCCCCCGACGUCGCCGGCGAUCGCGUCUCUCCGUCCCGCGCGUCCUUCACCUCCGGAUCGCUCCGCCAGAUCACCCACGACUAUGCCUGGGAGCCUCGGAUUCGAGAUCCGAAAGGUACGUCUUGUCUCGAUGUCUUUGCCGUUCGUUCGAAUCUGGUCAUUCUCUUUUCGCCGCUCGCCCGGUCUUUGGAAUGCGUGUCUGAGUUUAUGGGUGAGGAAAUUGCCAGCGCGGAUGUGUUUUGUCAGGAUUUCUUUCGGGAUUUUGGGGCUGUGAAAGAGGUUUUUGUCAGUAGGGAUAUCCAUUUCUGUUGGGUGGAUGUUAGUUUCCAUGAAGAUUGUGAGGGAGGGUGUGGGUUUCUUGAAAGGGGAAUUAAGGACCUGGGUUGGGGGUUUUGUUCUACGGAUGCCAUCAUUUUGGGUUCUGCUCUCCUUCCUUUUGGAUUGAUUUAUCCGAACAUUGGGAGUUCGACAGCCUCCAAUAAUUAUCGGAAAGUUGGCUGUGCUGAAUUGAGUCUUCAGAUCUCAGAUGUGAAUGGGAGACCCUUAGACUGCAAGUGCUGUGAUCUUGAAUUGUUCGAUUUGAAGCUUCCAAGGGGAAGAUCUGCCGAUAUUUCCUGGAUUUUGGAACACACGAACUCAUGUGCUGAAGAUUGUGAUGAAAGGAAGCUCUUUUGGAGAGAUGGGGUUGAUGGUCUCAUGGUGAUCCGUGUUAAGGAUGUGUGGAAAGGGGAUGUUGAGGUGGCAAAGAUUGACAAUGGUGUGUCUGACAUUGUUCUUCUACGUGGGUCCUCCAGAGAAUGUGGUAAGGAUCAAAAGAUAGAUAUGUCGAGUAGAUUUUUUGCUGACAAGGUGCUUGAAAUUCUUCAGACAGAGGCGAGCGAAUUUACAGCAGGGAAGCCUGCUUGGCAGCUUCUUCUGAGUUUUCUGUAUAGAGAAAGGUAUUGGGGACUUGUGUCUAUUUCCAGUGGCGGCGGCGGCGGGGAUUCCGUCAUGGGAAUCCUAAGGCCCUUGACGAUUCACUCUGCUGUUCUCUUUAUAAUAGAUGGAGGAGUUGGCUAUGAUUCCAAUGCCAUUUUCUCUCUUGAUUUUUGCAAGUCUGUUAAUAAGACAAAUGAUGACUUGUCUGAAGCUAACGGGGAUUUGAACCGAUCAGACGUGUUUAUUAAUUCUCAAGGUGUGGGUUCUAGCUAUAGCGAGGGCUCUGGACCUGCUGAUGGUAAGAGAAGAAGACAUAAAAAGCAAUCUAAUUUGCUUCUAGACUUCACGUGGAGCUCCUUCUGUGAAGCAGUCCUUACCCCCUCCAAUGAGGGGACAACUAAUGAUAUUGGUUCCGAAAUGAAUUUGGAAGAGGUGUACUUUGCUAGGGAAAGUAAUAAUUCGAAGAAGUUGCGGUUUUUGAAAUGUUGGAUGAAACAGAUGAAGAGAUCAAGUUCUCACCGAAGAAUCAAACCUGAUGAACUAAAGGCACAGCUGGAUGUUAAAGAAGAAGUGGAAGAAAAUGCCAUUGGUUCCCAGCAAGAAAGUGAACCACCCAUUUCAUCCUCACCUUCAGUUGGGGAUACUUCUCUCAGUGGAUCCACAAACAGUGAGGCUCCAGCAGUUUCUAGCUUGGAAACUUCAGAAUCUUUCUUUGGAAGUAUAUCGCAGAAGAUUCAGCAGAGUCUUAAUUCUGAAGAAGUUGACUUGGGGUUUGUAGCAGAACGCCUCGUCAAUUUGUGUAUUCAUUGGUUCUAUGUGAAACUUGAAAGGAAUGCUACUGAAAAUCUCUUCCCUGAGAAACCGGGAGACACUUAUGAUGAGGAAGUUGCCUCUGAAGUGGAAAAACUUCUCCUGAGGAAACCCAGGGAUUUGGCAGCAAAAUACAAAGCCUGCAAAUCUUCGUCCUCCCUUGCAUCUGAUUCAAGCUCUAUAAUUAACGCUUCAGAAAAUAAAGUUCGAGAACAUGAACUGCAGAUUUUGUUUCGAAUGGAGAUGCUCCAGUCGAAUAUUGGUGCAAGCAUUGGAGAGCCUGCAAAACAGAAGAUGGUAAAGGAUAUUUGCUCGCUCCUGGAGAACAUCGAGUUCAAUCUGCAAGGGGGCAUGUUUGGUGGUGAAAGUCUUGUUGAGUUUGCGGGAAGGACAAUAAAAACCAGGUAUGCUCACUCUUUAUGUGAUGUCAUUCAUCGGAUCUACACACAUAUGGAGUUCGUGUCAUUUGAGGAUGAUGACCUAGAAGCCUCUGGGUCCUUACCCAACAGCGACAAAAAUGAUGGGCAUCAAGCUAGUGAAGAAGAAAAUGACAUUGGGGGAAAUGCAGGUGUCGGAACUACAGGAGUUUCCAAGAAGAACAACAUGUCGGCAGAAGACGAAUCUCCUUGCCUGCAAGAGAGUGACAUGAAGAGUCUGCAUGAAGUUAGAGAUACGCUGCAAGAGCGUAGGCUAAUGGAAGCUCAGGAAAGAAGAGAGAGGGCUAGGAGGUUUUCAUCUUUCACAAGCUGGGGGCCGGACUUGCGGAGAGUUUGGGCCCCUAAGAAUCCAAUUCCAAGGGUGGUGAGAGCAAAUACAGGAUCUCUUUGCAAGCCUUCGGAUAGAAGGAAACGGUCGCGUGGUUGCAACGAUGUGGUGCUUGAGACUCCAAUGGCAGGGCCGAAACAUGGGUGCAUGAACGAGGUUAAUGAUAGAAAACAUGCGAAUUAUGGGAUCAAUUCAUGUGGUUCUGUUUCAAAGGCAUUGUUCCGGAACGAUGAUGAUACCACAGCCAGCACAAUUCCUUAACAUCCGUGGGAUGCCUCUCCAUGCAUGAAUGAGGUUGUAAUGCAUAUUUGCCAGCACCACUCCAGCAUUAGUUAGAAAUGAAUCAAAUGCCAAAGAGAUUCUUGUCCUCA
This is a messenger RNA of Magnolia sinica, 3445 nucleotides long. RefSeq lists its product as uncharacterized. NCBI's taxonomy places the organism in Eukaryota, Viridiplantae, Streptophyta, Magnoliopsida, Magnoliales, Magnoliaceae. The record is from RefSeq and is a predicted model, not a curated record. The coding region runs from base 264 to 3335 and encodes 1023 amino acids. Gene Ontology annotation, biological process: regulation of DNA-templated DNA replication initiation; mitotic DNA replication checkpoint signaling; DNA replication. The transcript has 3 exons. Gene Ontology annotation, molecular function: chromatin binding. Gene Ontology annotation, cellular component: nucleus.